ACCCUACUUUUUUUUCUCUCUUACCAAAUAAGAAUCUUCAUGUACGUGUUCCUGGCAGGACUUGGCCUACUUGUCAUAGUCGGUCUACAUCAACUGCUAGAAUCUAGGAAAAGAAAGAGACCAACACAGAAAGUAGAGAUGGGCACAUCAAAUCAAAAUGACGUUGACAUGAGCUGGAUUCCUCAAGAAACUUUAAAUCAGAUCAUGCAGAGUAGAAAAGAUAAAGCUUCACCAAGGCGGUUGCCGCGCAAAAGAGUACAGAAGAGAUCAGUGGGAUCUGAUGAGUAAAUGUUAAUUAAUACAACAAUUCAGCCUUUACUAAUCCUGCCCCUCCUCCCCCUUUUUUUUCCCCUGGAUUGCAGUAGUGCACCGAAUCCAUAUCAACAUGAGGAAAAUACUACUUACUAUUUGGACUGAUCAAUUUAUCUGACUGGUGAUAACAUUGCUGAAAACAUAUUUCUCAUCCCUUUAAGAUAACAAAAUUGCUUUGGGGGCAGGGGGAAUGAGAGUUAACCAUUAAGGUGUGUGUGUGUAUAAACAGUUGAUCUGAACAGAAUCAUUGUGCUACAUGAAAUGUGCCUUUAGAGUCCUAUGUACUGCUGGCUUGUCAUCUGCAAACCUUUCUGAAGUGUGUUUUUUCCAAAUGUGUAGUUGCCUAAUCUCUUCCGAGUGUAUCCUGUUUAUAUAAGAGUCUUCAUGCAUUUUUAUUUUGUAGUAUCCUAAAGCUAUGAACUUCAUUCUUUGCUGCACACAUAGCUACUUUUGUUAGGAUUUUUUGUAUGUUCCUACUUCAGUGAUUAUGCACUGAUUAUCUGGACUUUUUUAAAAUGUAGUUAGUAUUCUAAAGGCACAAACAGGUGUAACUGCUUUGAGCAGUACAGAAUUUUUUUGCUGCUGUUUGAUAUAAUGCGCACAUUGUGAGGCCUAAGAAUCCAAAUGUAUUUGUAUAAAUGUUAGAGGGAUUUUUACAGCAGCAAAAUCUGAGAAGCAGGGAAUGGUAUGUAAUCUAUAUAAAAGACUCUUUUUACACCCUCCCCUCCGCCUGUUAAUCUGUUUAAAUUGUUAGUUUAUUUAACUGGUGCCAACAGUUCUGGGAUAUUGGACCAUAGAGAGAGCUUUGAAAUGCUUGCUCAAGUAAUCAGUAGGCCCCAGUUAGUGUUCAGUGACUUCCCCACCCUUACAAAAACUAGAAGAAUCACAAGUAGCAAAAUGCAUUGAGUUUCAUAGAUUAUAUUGGAUGCAAAAGAUAACUGUGUUAUGAAGUUGUAUGUUAUGCAAAUACUCUAGUUAAUGUACAGUAAAGAGACUUUUUGUAAACAAAUUUUAAUUUCAAAUAUAACCUGCUGGUAUAUAAAUCUGAGUUCUUAAAUGACAGUAAAAAAGAAAUUAACUUUGA
Molecule: messenger RNA, 1396 nt
Organism: Chelonoidis abingdonii (Abingdon island giant tortoise)
Lineage: Eukaryota; Metazoa; Chordata; Testudines; Testudinidae
Source: RefSeq, a predicted model, not a curated record